CCGCGACAAGAUGGCUGCCUUGCCGGGCGGGAUUCAGGGGCUGUACCCCGAGGCUCUGAGCCCCGAGCAGCUGGAGAAGCUGCGCGGCUUCAAGAUUCAGACUCGGAUUACUAAUGAAAAGUACCUGCGGACCCACAGAGAAGUGGAGUUGCUCAUAAGUGGUUUCUUCAGGGAAAUAUUUUUGAAAAGACCAGACAACAUUCAAGAAUUUGCCGCAGACUAUUUCACGGAUCCAAGACUUCCCAACAAGAUUCACAUGCAGCUCAUUAAGGAGAAGAAAGCGGCUUAAUUAGCAAAAUCACGAUGCUCAGCUGUCGAGAGAGACCAGAAAGAAUCCAGCCUCGGGGGUCAUCUGGAAGCAGGAGAGCCCGGUUGUCAUCAGUGUGGGUUUCCAGGCAGCCUUGGGCUGUGUCUGCUGUUGCAAAGGCUUUUAAAGAUACUCAUUAAAAACAGACCUUCCUGUUCUCUCUGCUUUAUUUCACU
Hippopotamus amphibius kiboko is the source of this 483-nucleotide messenger RNA. RefSeq names its product regulatory subunit of type II PKA R-subunit domain containing 1 (gene RIIAD1). The transcript is spliced from 5 exons. The coding region runs from base 11 to 289 and encodes 92 amino acids. The record is from RefSeq and is a predicted model, not a curated record. Lineage: Eukaryota; Metazoa; Chordata; Mammalia; Artiodactyla; Hippopotamidae.